AUCUGAUAAAAUAGUUGAUAUCAAAGAAGAAGAGUUUGAACAAUUGAGAGAUAAUCUAACUAGGGAUUUAAAAUGUAAUAUGCCAGAUCAAUUUUUAAAAUUUAAUUUUUCUAAACAUAGCAUGAAUAUUAAUGCGAGCAUAAGAUUUAACAACAAGAUUCUUUUCAAAAGCAUUUUUACCAAUGUCAUGAGACUAUUUAGAUUGUUUUCAAACUUUAUUGAUUGCAAUCAUGGUAUUAUUGUGUUAGAUAUGGAUAUGACAAUUGAUUUUCUAGAAUACAACAAUAACAAUCUACAAAAUUUAAUAAACAAAAAUUGGAAUGGUUAUAUUGAAAAAGAUUGGGGCGUAAUGUUUUCCAAAGAUUAUAUGUGGGCAGAAUGUAAAUUGAAUAAUUAUUCGACAUUCUUUUUUUUAAUUGGUAACCAAUUAUUUAAUUUUGGUUGUUACACAUUUUGUAAAAUUAAAGAAUUUAAACAUGAGAUUAAUAAGCAUAAUAAUAACGAGAUCGUAACAAUAGUGUUAAAAUUAUUUUGCACAACCGUAAAUAUUUCAAUUGUAAGAGAUAUGUCCAAAAGUAGAAUUUAUUUACACGCUCCUAUUGAGGAUAAAAUGAAACUUAGUGUGGAAAAGUUCGUUGAAGUCAAAAUUUCUGUUAAAAUUAUUAAAAAUAAUAUAAUUAUUUUUGAGGAUGAAUCAAAAAAUGGUGAUUUUGAAAUG
Racocetra persica is the source of this 718-nucleotide messenger RNA. The record is from the annotation of a GenBank genome assembly. NCBI's taxonomy places the organism in Eukaryota, Fungi, Glomeromycota, Glomeromycetes, Diversisporales, Gigasporaceae.